This is a messenger RNA of Epinephelus moara (kelp grouper), 4226 nucleotides long. RefSeq names its product afadin. Gene Ontology annotation, molecular function: cell adhesion molecule binding. Bases 168 to 3968 code for a protein of 1266 amino acids. Gene Ontology annotation, biological process: regulation of protein localization; signal transduction. Lineage: Eukaryota; Metazoa; Chordata; Actinopteri; Perciformes; Serranidae. The transcript has 23 exons. The record is from RefSeq and is a predicted model, not a curated record. Gene Ontology annotation, cellular component: adherens junction.
AGUUUAUGACUAAUGGGGAAUAGAUUAAAGAAGGGGUGGGGUCCUUGUGGAUACAAUACCCAGGACAGAUACAAACAUUUCUGUCACAGCAUAUCCCUCUCCAUCUUUUCCUGAAGGAACUCUACGGCAGCCAGUCAGACAGAAACUUUGAGGUUAAUUGGUGAAAAAUGCCGGAGGAGAAAGAACGAGAGAAAUUAGCCAAAGUCAUCAGACAGUGGAACAACAACAGACUGGACUUGUUCGAAAUAAGUCAACCUGAUGAGAACUUGGAGUUUCAUGGUGUGAUGCGCUUCUACUUUGAGGAUCAUGUUGGAGGAAAUGUGGCCACAAAGUGCUUGCGUGUUGGCAGCAACUCUUCGACUCACGAGGUUAUCGACACUCUUUCUGAGAAGUUCAGGCCUGAUAUGAAGAUGCUGACUACAAGUUAUUCCCUGUAUGAGAUUCACGCCAAUAAAGAACGUAAACUGGAUCUGGAUGAGAGGCCUUUGGUUGUACAACUAAACUGGAACACUGACAACAGAGAGGGACGUUUUGUGCUCAAGAAAGACAGGGAGAGUUUGGAGGAAAACUGUCACGAGAAGGAAAAAGGAGGCGUGAUCCAAAGCUUCAAGAGGACACUGUCAAGAAAAGAAAAAAAGAAAGAGAAGAACAAAACUAAAGCGACUGACAAGGUUUCAGAGGAUGAGAAUGGGUCAACUGAAAAGCUACUGAACAACAACAACAGCAUUUGUGUGUCUAACCAUGAGAGGAAAAAGAACUGCACGGAGAACAAAAAUCAACAAAAGCAGGCCGCCCCGGGAGGAAAGACAGGAAGUCUUUUUCCAGACUUUUCAGAUCAACCAGGAUUACCAAUUGGAAUUAAAUGCUGCGAUAACUCUGAGGAAGCCUUCCUGUCUGCAGUCAUAAAUUACACCAACAGCUCCACAGUUCAUUUCAAGCUCUCACCUGCAUACAUCCUCUAUGCUGUGGGACGCUUUGCUCUGCAACGCCAUUACAGGCGAGGCUCUCCACCCUCGGGGCAGACACUCAGCGUAACUUCGAUCACGAACAAAAUGGUGGCCAUGACAGAGAAGGUCAUCCAGAGACAGCAGGCCAUCGCCGGGGCUCUUGCCUUUUGGAUGGCAAACUCCUCUGAGCUACUGAACUUCCUCAAGCAUGACAAAGACCUCAGCUCGCUCACACAACAAAGUCAGCUGGAUCUGUCCCACCUGGUGCACAAAGCUUACAGUUAUCUGCUACAGUGUCUACAGAGUGAAUUAAGGAAGCACUUGCCAACUUUUCUGAUUGACCCUGAGCAACAUGGUGCGCUGCCAGCUGGUAUAGAGAUGGUGCUCAACACCUUGAUGAACACCAUGUCUCUAUUACGCCGCUGUCGGGUCAACCCUGCCCUCACCAUCCAGCUCUUCUCCCAACUCUUCCAUUACAUCAGUGUCUGGCUCUUCAACCAGCUGAUGAGUCCAGAGGCCGACACUCCAGGCCUGCGCUCACACUACUGGGGAGCUGCUCUCCGCCAGAGGCUCACAGCCAUCGAAGCUUGGGCGGAGAGGCAGGGCCUGGAGCUGGCUGCUGACUGCCACCUCGGACACAUCAUCCAGGCAACCACGCUCCUGACCAUGAACAAGUACUCAAUGCAAGACGUGAAGGCUAUCCACAAUACCUGUUUCAAGUUGAACUCACUGCAGCUGCAGACGUUGCUAUCCGGCUACCUCUAUGCAACCAAUGAACCUCACAUCCCCUCUGAUUUGAUCGAUGCUGUAGCGACGGCUGCAGAGGCCUCGGCAGAUAACCUGAUUCGGAGCGAAGGACGGGACAUCCAGAUGGAGGAGAGCCUUGACCUCCACCUGCCCUUCCUGUUGCCGGAGGGAGGAUACUCCUGUGACACUGUGAGAGGAAUCCCUCCAGGGUUUAGGGAGUUUUUGGAGCCGAUUUGCCGGAAAGGUCUCUGCUCUUUGACAUCCCAGCCGAACUCCAAAGGUGACUGGACUGUGCACUUCAGUGAACCAACUUAUGCAGAGAGCACAUACUUGGCAGCACACGGAGAGCCAGACAUUGUGACGAUCACACUGAACAAACCUCUGAACAGUGGGAUGGGGGUCAGCAUUGUGGCUGCCAAGGUGACUGCCUUGACAGUAUUCAAACACCAAAACUACCUGCUUACUGUCCCAACUAAUAAAUGCCCUCUCUCUCGUUUACCACAGGGAGCGGGGCAAGGCAACCUCGGGAUUUAUAUCAAAUCUAUUGUCAAAGGAGGACCGGCUGAAAUGAACGGCAGGUUAACAGCUGGGGAUCAGCUGCUGAGUGUGGACGGUCAAAGUCUGGUCGGCCUCAGCCAAGAAAGGGCAGCAGCCAUCAUGAUGCAAACCGGCCCCGUUGUGACCUUACAGGUUGCAAAGUUUGGAGCAAGUUACCACGGCCUUGGAGCUCUGCUGAGUGAGCCGACCCCCGACCGGACUACAGGCGAUAACAGCCACCCUAAGCCAAAUGGCAAAGCGCUGAUGCUGUACAGUGUUGUGGAUCCUGGCCCGUCAGAUCAGCUCCAUGGAGCCAGCAGAAGGAGAAAAGAGCAGAUGAUGCAGAGAAACAGACAACUGUAUCGCUCCAACCCCAACAUGACAGCAGAUUUCUCCCCCGAGGAUAAAGAUGAACCUGGUGACCCUGUUGUGAGAGGGAACAACAUGGCUGCUGUCUCCAGUGUCAACCUUUGUGCUGAUACAUGUCACAGGGAAUACUUGACACUGCCGAACCCUAAAUCCCAGGACAAGAAUUUAUCUGACUCCAGUCGAACACAGCACACACUAAAAGUGUCUUUGAGGCCUUUGGAUGGACAGAGCUCCAGUAAGAGGACCUUCAUGCGCCAGGCUCUGUCACAGGAGAACCUGUGUGUGGACAGUGGAGGCCCCCUGCUGGACAAAAGUCAGAACAUGUGGGAGCAGAAGACGCAGCGUGCAAAGCAAACAAUGAGCCACUAUUCAUCUUUUCCAAUCCGCUCAAGUGUUUCCACUCAUGACAUCCUCUCAGAUAAUUGUUCUCCUACAAAACAGCAGCAGGGCAGCCGUACAAGUGGCGCCGGUGUCUGGAGAACUCCUUUCUCACAACAUCCAACACCGACGCCGUCCAACCAACCAGUACGCAUAGACAUCCCUGUGACCAGGGCGGUGAACGCACACACAAAUCCUCCUCUCACCACCUUCCAGAGUUCAUCUCUGCUGGCUGUGAGGAUGAGCCAGACCCUUAAACUAAAUGGAAGUAAAAACAGUCAUGUUUAUGCCUGUCCCGUCACUGCAGUGAAGAAGCUGCCUCACACCUCACAUCUGUCAUCACAGCAGAGAUCCACCACACCCAGGGAUCAAGCUGCAAAGCCCCAAGUAAGCAUCACUCCAACAAAACACGUCUCCUUCCAAGAACCUCCCACUCAGCAGAAGCAGGGAUCAGCUCCUACAAAGCCCAGAGACCCUCGGGAGCUGUGUGACCCCUGGAGGAGGGAGGCCCAGGAGAAGCUGGAGGAGCAGCAGAGGCUCCAUGUGGUGCAGCUCCUGGAGCAGGAGGUGCAGGAGCUCCAGGGUAAAGCCAGGCGCACGGCGGAGGAGAACGACCGGCUCCGAAGGCUCACCCUGGAGUGGCAGUUUCAGAAGAGGCUGCAGGAGAUUCAGCAGAGAGGAGAGGAUGAGGAGGAAGAUGAAGAUUUGGACAUGAUGGUGACGAUACAGCAGCUGGAGAGAAGAACACAGACCAGGAGAAACUCUGCUGGGAACACCGAGUUGAAAGAGUUGGAAAAGCAGGCGGGAACUCAUCCCUCCCAACAGGAAGACAAAACGAGGACAGAUCAAAGAGGAAGCGGACGGAGUCAGGACUUUAACAACAUGGCAGCAAAAGAAAGCCAGGAGGAGAAAAUCAAGAGAGCGUCGGCUCCUGAGAAGCUCACAUUCAAGGAGCGUCAGCGUCUCUUCUCUCUGGCAUCCAGUGCUUAAAUAAAGGUUAAAGCCUUGUAAACAGAAACUUCGAAGCAGCAACAUGUUCACAUAAACAGAAGUAAUGAUGUGAUAGCAAAAGGACAGUAUACAGUACCAUGUUAAUGACAGUGUGAGGAUGUAUUCAAUGCAGUCGUAGUGUGUAGUAUUGUAAAUUCUAGAUAAUAAAGAGUUCAUUUGGCAAUAUGAUCGAGGUUUUAAGCUUAUCAACUGUAAAACUUGUGCUACCUCUGCCUCCUCUCAGAAGCAGAACAGUUA